This is a messenger RNA of Dermatophagoides pteronyssinus (European house dust mite), 836 nucleotides long. RefSeq lists its product as uncharacterized. Lineage: Eukaryota; Metazoa; Arthropoda; Arachnida; Sarcoptiformes; Pyroglyphidae. The record is from RefSeq and is a predicted model, not a curated record.
AAAAACCAAUUGGUUGGAUUAAAAAUCCACCACAUCAUAGUCCAUUUUUUGUAUUACCAUUAUUGUUUGUUUGUACAAUGUCAAUUAUUUAUAUUAAACAAUUUGAUUGGAUUCAAGAUUAUUCAAUGUAUCAAGCAAUGACUGGUCUAUUUCCAAAAGAUGGUCUACAUUAUCUAAUGCAAGGAUUAAUUAUUUGGUCAUUGAAUAGUAUGAUAAAUGGUUUUUAUGCAUCAUCACGUCGUUUUGAAGAUUAUGAUUUUCUAUUACCGAUUCGUUAUGAAAAAUAUCGUAAAUUAAAUGAUAAAAAUCAAAAAAAAUUCAAUCUAUUAAGAGAUCGUAUAUUUUCAAUGACACCAUUAUAUCAUGUUGCAUCAAUAGUAUUUAUAAUACAAUAUUAUUAUAAUCUAAGACAAAAAUCAUUUAUUCGUGAAAUCGAUAAACAUAAUCAUCAAUUAAAACGUUUUGUAUCGGUUAUAUUUACAUCGAUUACAGUAACAAUAACAUUUUUAGUAUAUCUUAUUACAAUGACUGAACAGAAUAUUAUAUUCAUAUGUCUUUAUUUGGUUGUAUUACAUUCACAUUAUAUGAUAUUAAUUUUAUUAAUUAUUGCAUCCGAUAUUAUUAAAGAUAAUAAUGAAAAAAUUUUACGUUUAAAACGUAAAUGUUUAUCAUUAUCAACAUUAGAUAAGAAAAUUUUUCUUAAUCGUCAAUUAUUUAAGUAUGAAUCAAUAACAAGUACAUUAUUAAAUCGUCCAUCAGGUUUUCAAUUAACCAAUGGUAUAAUAAUAACAUCAUAUACAUUUGUUACAUUUAUAUUCAAUAUAAUAGAAUUGUAG